This is a messenger RNA of Brassica oleracea var. oleracea, 2712 nucleotides long. RefSeq names its product membrane protein of ER body-like protein. The record is from RefSeq and is a predicted model, not a curated record. NCBI's taxonomy places the organism in Eukaryota, Viridiplantae, Streptophyta, Magnoliopsida, Brassicales, Brassicaceae. The transcript is spliced from 10 exons. Bases 149 to 2524 code for a protein of 791 amino acids.
AUACAGAAGAAAUCAACAUUGCAACGAUAACGUUGAAGUGAGCAAAGAAGAGACAGAGACGACCCCAUCAAUCACCUUCUCCAGAUCUCGGAACCUCUCUUUUCCCUCUACCUUUGGCCCUUCGUGUCUUCCACUUUGGCCUCUUUUGAUGGGAUCCGCCGCCGAAGUCAAUGAGCCCACCACAGCCGGGACAGAGAAGCUCCACCACCCAGUAAAUUUGGAAGAAGAGGAGGAGGAGCAAGUUGUCGAGCUGGAAAGGAAAACGUCGUCGUUUCCUCACGGGAAGAGACCCGACAGUGCAGACGGUAGUACCAUCACCACCAACAAUAGCUCCUCUUCUAGCUUUUCCGAAGGGAUCCCUGAUCCCCGGAACGGCGAAGGAGAGCAUAUCGCAAUUGAGAACUUGGAGGUCCCGGAGUCGCCGGUAGUCGGAUUCCACGAGGAGCACCACGACGGGAACGUCUUCUUCGACGGAGAAGAAGGAAUUUGGAAAUGUCGCCACUGCGAUUGGACUUACAGAGAAGAAUCUUUGUUAUGUUUUGAGACCAAAGGCUCUGAGUCAGCUGAUGCAGAGCCUGAUGCUCAUGAGUCGCACACUGCUGACAACUUAAGCGCGGAGAAAAGGGAGCGUGCAUCUGAAAACGGUUCAGCUUCUGAGGAUAACAACAAAGGACCAUCAGGUGAAAUCGAAGAAGUACAAGACACUGAUUUACCUAAAGAGGUAGUUGCUGUUGUUGUUCAACGCACUGCUGAUGUGAUAGAGGAGGAAGAGGAGGUGGACAUUGAUGAUGUUGAAGAUUAUAAUGUGGAGAAAGUGCUUGAUAACCAAGAGACGCAUGAUUUGUUCUGUCCUAACUGCCAUUCUUGCAUCACCAAAAGGGUUGUCCUCAAGAAAAGAAAACGUAAGAUCAGGCAUGCUCCGGAAGAUCCAAAGCGCGUGAGAGGGCCUGACCCUAUUGAUCCUAUUCUUCGUUCCGAGGACAAUGAACCAUCUCCAGUUGGUGGUGACAGCUCUACACCCGAAUCCUUUUUCUACAAGUGCUUGUCCUGCUUCAGCAUAUUCAUACCCAAAGGGGUGGAUUCAAAGCCGGUUGCUCCCAGUGAAAUUGUCGAGAGGUUAAACACUCAGCCAAAGCCUCAAGAGGAAGCUACAGCCCAUUCCAACUGGUUUGGUUCAAUGUUUGGAUCGAAGAAAAAAGAACCACCUGUUCAGCAAGGUGGAGCAAUGCCUAGUAUACCGGAAGCUAGUCUGCCACGUGAUAACCCAAGCGUUUUAGGAGAAGAGACGGCUGGUUCAAAAGCACCAGCCCUUGUUCAGGAAGGUCCAGUACCUUCGAUUCAAGAUGUGUCAGAGAUCAGCGUCUCUCUAGACAAUAAGCCUGUUGAUGACACCCCUUUGAUUCAAGUUGCAAACUCAAAUGAUACAGGCAAAGGUGUUAACAGUGGAGCUACCGUUGAAAACGGGCAACAGUUUCUGGUUCCUUCAGCUGAUGAGGAGCAAACACAGCAAAAAAUCGACAGGGAUGGUGCUACUAGCGCAGCAGAUGAGAACCACUCGCCAGACAAAGGACGUCUCUCCCCGAUUCAACCAUCUCGUGAUAUGAACAUAUCAAACAUUGUGACUAGUGGACCCGAUGGAGUAAGAGUAGAAACUAUAUUUCACACAGAAGGUGUCUCUCAUCUGUUUGAAGGAACAGAACCUAGAAAGCCAGAUUUUGGUCUGGCCAAAGUAACAGGUGUGAUGGAAUCAGGUGACGGAGCACCAAUUCGUGGAAUUGAUAUUCCACCACUCCCACUGAGUUCGCUGGAAGAAGGAACUCUAACCGAACCGUUAGUGGGACCAGCUGUUGCAGGACCAGUCGUUGAAGGACGUAAAGUGGAGAUCUUGAAAAGCAUUGUAUAUGGAGGUCUGAUAGAAGCCAUCACAAGCCUCGGUGUUAUCUCAUCUGCCGCUGGUUCUGGUGCUUCAACAUUGAACAUUUUGGUAUUGGGGCUUGCAAACUUGUUUGGCGGGCUUAUUCUCAUUAUCCAUAACCUCCAAGAACUUAGAGAGGAGGAACCCAUAACAACAGAGGAUAACCAGACAAACGUUCAAGAAGAAGGUCGGUACAAGCGACUCCUUGGAAGAAGAGAAAACUUCACGCUCCACGUAACAGUCGCAAUCAUAUCCUUCAUAAUCAUGGGGCUACUCCCUCCUAUAGUCUACUACUUCUCAUUCAGCAAAACACACAACAGAGACUACAAAGUCGCAUCAGUCUUCGGGGCGUCUCUGCUAUGCAUCGUCUUGCUGGCUCUAGCCAAAGCUCACGUGAGGAGCCCGAGAGGAAGCCACCUGAAGAGCGUUCUGAAAUACGCGAUGAUAGCUGUGUCGGUGUCGGGGAUAUCUUACGUGGUUGGUAACUUUGUGGAUCACUUGCUUGAGAAGUACGGAUGGUCUGACGGAUCGGAGACUCCGGCGGCAGAGAUGAUGCUUUCACUGCUGGGGAGAAAGGCUGGUAGCUUCGGGUACUCAUCAUCUUACUAGAACUGUAUCUCGUCAACCUCAUAUUCUACUUUUCGCUUCCACUCUGUGCUUUGAGAGAGCUGUCGUUAGACUUUUUGUUUGCCUUUUAAAACCAAACCUUUGUUGUGACUUGUGACUUGUGAGUGUAGAAAGUCGUUUCCAAGCACACAAAUAAAUUGCGACGUGAGGUUUGCCCUUUUUUCAAUUCA